GAAUGGGGAAGAAGAAAGGAGGCAAGGGGAAGAAAGAGAAGUCAGAAGAUGGCCUUCCGCCACCUCCGGACCUCGAUAGCCAGAAGGAAGGUGCGCGGGAGGCGCUGCUAACAUUCAGGAUUCAGGGCAAGGAGGACUCAAUACUGACGUAUGAAGAGGAAGCGGAAAACUUCAAGGACAGAAAUUACCGCCAGAAAGAGAAGAACUACGACCUGCGGACGGUUCAGACGGGCUACAGGAAGGCGAUGCUGCAGCAGGCCCUGGAGUAUGAGAGCCAGGAGGCCGAGAAACAAGAGGUGACGGCCGAGGCAGUGGAGGAGGCAAUGCUGGAGAGACUGCAGCUGGCCAGAGACAUGGAGACGGCGCUUGAAGAUCUUGAGGACACAAUAGUGGCAGUGGGGCAGAAAUUAGAGGUAGAGAGACGAGAAUUGGACAAGUGGCUGGAGUACAAAGAAGAAGCUGUGCACACUGAAGAGACUCGCACACAAGAGAUGAAGCAGCAAAUGAAAGAGAUGAGGGACAAAGAGAUUCAAAUGGAGAAACAGAUCGGCUUCAGGCCACACCACCUGUCAUAUUAUCUCCUGGCAAAGUGGAUCUUGUGCUCUGCAUCCCACACUUUCUCUCACAGUGAGCAAGAGAGCAGAAUGGGAGAGGCCAGACUGGAGAUAGAGGCCAAGUGGCAGAAGAGGAUGGAGAGAGAGAAGGACAGGGUCUCUGAGAAACUACUUGACUCCAUGGACAAAGAGGGUCGGGCAGAAAUGGUGGACAACGGCUGGUUGAAAAGAGAGAUUGUGGCAGUCGGUGAGAUGGUGACAGAGCUGAAGAGAGAGGUGGAGUACUUGGAGCAGAGGAAUCUCCAGCUGCUGGAGGAGAUGCAGCGAGAACAGCUACAACAGCUGGAGAUAUCCAUUGGUCUUCUGCGGGCCUCAACAGGGCACACUCGUAUCUCAUCAUCCCACGCUGUGGGAGACAGUGGAGCGAGUCCCUCCCUCCCAUCUCUGGUGGACGUCAGCAAAAACACCACCACUUCCAGUGGAACUGCAGGGAGGCUGGGACAAGUAGAGAGACAGACCCUCCACAUCAGAGGGGGUGUGGCCCCAUUGGCCCUGCCCCCUGACUCCACCCACCUCCCUCCCCUGGCCCAGCAGAGGAGCUGUCACUCGGCACUCCCACCUCGUGGCACGUGGCCAGUCACUGCUGACAUGUUGGACUCUAUCACAUGACACUCAUAGCCUAUAAUAGAAUUGUGUUUAAAGUGAUUUUGGUGUUCUCUUUAACCUAUCCCCCUAUGUCUCUAUAAUAUUAGCCCGAAUACGUAUAAUCUCAGUGGCCAGAAUGUACAUUGACCAUAGCAGAUACUGCAGACACUCUACUGCAUCUCAAAUGUGUUGCUUUU
This is a messenger RNA of Geodia barretti, 1396 nucleotides long. NCBI's taxonomy places the organism in Eukaryota, Metazoa, Porifera, Demospongiae, Tetractinellida, Geodiidae. The record is from the annotation of a GenBank genome assembly.